AGGGAUAGAGAGAAAAGAGAACAGUUUUGAGAAUAUAUAAGAGAAAAGAUAGAAAUUGAAAUUGAAUGGCCAAUGAGAUAACAAGAAAAAAGAGUUAUUUGGCUAUUGAGGUUUGAUAUCAUACAAAUUAAGGGGCUAGAAAAUGUUUGUCGUGUAAAACCAACAAAAGUGACUGCCCAUCCACAGGCCUAAACCAACCCCUCUCCUCACAUCAUACACAAACACACACAUGUUUUCUUAUUCAUUUUCUUGGCUUUCUCUUAUAUAAUCUUCUUCUCCACUCCUCUCUCUCUAUCUACUCUAAUUCCACGUUCAAUAGCUUCCUCUUUUAUAUAUCCCACUUCGGCUACAGCUAGCCGCCGUGGCGGCGGCCUCCACGAAAAUCUCUCUCUUUCUCUCUUUUUGGCUUUUUCCAUGGAGGAUUCUGGUCCUGGUUGCUCUGAUGAUUCAAAAACUUGUCCAAGAGGACACUGGAGGCCCGCGGAAGACGAAAAGCUCCGGCAACUUGUCGAACAAUAUGGUGCACAGAAUUGGAAUUCAAUUGCAGAGAAGCUCCAAGGAAGAUCAGGGAAGAGUUGCAGAUUGAGGUGGUUUAAUCAACUUGACCCAAGAAUCAACCGAAGGCCAUUUACGGAAGAAGAAGAAGAAAGACUUCUCGCUGCUCACCGCAUUCACGGAAACAAAUGGGCACUAAUAGCAAGACUAUUUCCCGGUCGAACCGAUAAUGCCGUGAAGAAUCACUGGCAUGUUAUAAUGGCAAGGAAGCAAAGAGAGCAAUCCAAGCUAUGUGGGAACAAAAGAAGCUACCAGGAUCUUUGCAACAACAAUUCCGAACCAUCCAGCAUCAAUUUUCUUACAAGAAAAGCAGCAGCACAAGGAGAAUUUAAGUUAGGAAACGGGUUGGUUGAGAAUGCUAAGUUAUUUCAGAUUAAUCACAACCCCAAUAAAGAUAGGAAAUUAGCAUCCAUGGAUAAUAAUAAUAAUUCAAGCCCGAGUUCUUCUCCUUCUUGGAACUUUUUCUCAUUGGGAGCAUCAUCAAACAGGCUGUCAAGUGCUUCAAGUUUAUCAAUGAGAAGAGAAGGAAGGGAUUGUUUUAAGUCUAGUACUACUACUACUACUACUUCAGCUAAUUAUUACAUCUCAUCAGAAAUCUCCAAAGGUAUUAUAAAUUCAGACCAACAUUUGCUUUACAAAAUUAAUCCCACUAGUACUAGCAGUAGUUCUUUGUGGUACGGUUCGUUUGGGCUUCAAAGCUACAAGAGGGUUGUUCCUAGUAGUCCUUUUGAGUGUUUUAAUCUUAAUCAUGAUCGUCAUCAUCAUCAUCAUCAUCACUAUGAACACCAUGGAAGGAGCAAGAGAGAGUUAACAAAGUCAUUAUUGCAAGAGAAAGAAGAUCAAGAAUCCAAUAUUGAUCAAAAUAAACAAGUUCCCUUCAUAGAUUUUCUUGGUGUGGGAAUCUCCUCUUGAUCAAUCCCAAAGUAUUCCCCAUUUUUAUUUAAUUUUUGUCUUUUUUUUUUCUUUAAUUUGGAAUAUUAUAUAGUGUUAGGUUCUCACUUUCUUGGUUAUAUAUAUAUAUAUAUAUAUAUCUAUAUACAUGCAAAUGCUUAAUAAUUAGGAAUAUUAGCAGCCAAAUCUUGUAUCUCACUUAGCUGCUGCUUCAAUAUUAACGUAGAAACGUGAA
Molecule: messenger RNA, 1681 nt
Organism: Ziziphus jujuba (common jujube)
Lineage: Eukaryota; Viridiplantae; Streptophyta; Magnoliopsida; Rosales; Rhamnaceae
Product: transcription factor MYB119
Exons: 2
Coding region: 415-1467 (350 amino acids)
Biological process (GO): regulation of DNA-templated transcription
Cellular component (GO): nucleus
Molecular function (GO): RNA polymerase II cis-regulatory region sequence-specific DNA binding; DNA-binding transcription factor activity, RNA polymerase II-specific
Source: RefSeq, a predicted model, not a curated record